AUGUUGUAUGAGGCUUCUAAAGACACAUGCAGAGGGUGCGAGAAGAAGAACACAAAAAUAUUUUCUUAUGACUUCUCAUAUGAUUCAACAGACAAAGGAAAACCUUCAUUUGUAUCCCAGGAAAUGAUUUUUAAUGAUUUGGGGCAUGAUGUCUUGAAAGCUGCAUGUGAGGGAUUUAAUGCUUGUGUGUUUGCCUAUGGACAAACUGGAUCAGGAAAAUCCUACACAAUGAUGGGUCACACGGAGGGAAAAGGGUUAAUCCCAAGGAUCUGUGAAGGCUUGUUCUCCAAAAUAGCUGAAAGAAGCAUGCUCGAUCAUCAUGUCUCAUUUCGUACAGAAGUCAGCUUUAUGGAGAUCUACAAUGAACGUGUGCAUGAUCUACUCCAAAAGAAGAGCAUGGCUACGGAUGGUGGAGGUUUAAGAGUGCGAGAACACCCGAGGGAUGGGCCGUAUGUUGAGCAUCUAUCUAAGCACUUGGUUCACAGCUACAGGAACAUGGAAGAGUUGAUAGCUGUUGGGAAUGCCAAACGUAUCACUGCCAGCACGGGGAUGAAUGACUGCAGUAGUCGCUCACACGCCAUCUUUACCAUCAACUUUACUCAGGCAUGGUUUGAUGCCGAGUUGCCGCGUGAGAUGCUGAGUAAGAUCCACCUGGUCGACCUGGCUGGCAGCGAGAGGGCUGAUGCAACUCGCACUUCAGGCGUCAGGCUGAAGGAGGGAGCCAACAUUAACAAAUCCCUCGUCACCCUCGGCACUGUCAUCUCGGCAUUGGCUGACCUCAGUGCGGUAGAGCGAACAAGCAAAAAGCAGAAGAUCUUCAUCCCUUACAGAGAUUCUGUGCUGACAUGGCUGCUUAAAGACAGCCUGGGUGGAAACUCAAAGACCACCAUGAUUGCAACCAUUUCCCCCGCUGAUCUGCACUAUUCAGAGACCUUGAGCACAUUGCGAUACGCUAGCCGUGCGCGAAACAUUGUGAAUUCCCCAACAGUGAAUGAAGACAGUAGCGUCAAGUUGAUCAGAGAGCUGCAGGCAGAGGUCACCAGGCUGAAGAAUCUACUAGAAGGAACCAAACUGGUUUCUCAUAAACAGCUGUCUUCCUCACUGAAGGUAGAGGAGGAGCUGCAUCAGAAUGAGGAAAAGAUUUAUACCCUAACCAAGGAGUGGACCUGCAGAUGGGAGGAAACCCAUAGUGUUCUGGAGGAGGAGGCGGUGGCUGUGAAGAAGGAAGGUAGUGCAGUGGUUUUGGACUGCCAGCUACCACAUCUGAUUGGCAUUGAUGAGGACUUGAUAAGCACCGGCAUCAGUCUUUUUUAUUUGAAGGAAGGCAAAACCCUGGUGAACCCUAACAAAGCAUCCUGUGGUCUGGAAAUUGCAGUUGGCGAACCCAAGCUCGGCUGUGUGUUUGAGAACCACGCUGGGAUUGUGACUCUCAUCCCUCAAGAGGGUGCAGUGUGUGCAGUCAAUCGCACUGUAGUAACUCAUCCCUGUCAGCUGACUCAGGGUGCCAUCAUACAGCUAGGGAGCAGAACCCUAUUACGCUUCAACCACCCCACCGGAGCUGUCGACCUCCGAGAGAAACAGCAGGCUGUGCGGAUAUCGAGAAUCAGCCUGUCUCCAAAAUGGAAAUCUAAAAUCCCCUCCAAGACGACACUUGCCACUCCAAGUGUUAUUGAUCUACUUAUUUCCAGGACGGAGUCAAAACUGGUGACCUGUUCUCCUGACUACCCAAUAAAUGAAAUACCUGGAACAUGUCCUGUCCCUCAGACUGGUUUCAAUUUGGGUGGAGACAAACAGAAUGGAGUAAGCACUGGGGGUGACCUGGAACAGGAGACCGUUCGAUGUCAUAAAUCACAGCCAGAGCUCAUGUCUGAGCACCCUUGGAGGGAAGCUGAGAACGCAGCUGAAGUAGCAUAUUGUACGGGAAAGGAGGUGUGGUCAGGGGAUGCCAGCCUCCAGCACACAAGUGUCCUGGGCCUAGUUGAUGGAUGUGUCAUAAAGCCAGAGGGGAAAGCUAACGAGAUCCAAGGUGUUGUGGCUCAUUGCUACAGGGGGAGACCUGGCUCUGGUGGGAGCUCAUUAGGCAACGUGUACCACCUUCAGCAUUCAGGGAGCAAUAGUGCCACGUCAUCCCCCCGACAGGCCAGCACUUCUCAGCUCAAAGAACAUGCUCUUGGCAAUCAGGGAGCCUGCCCUCCACCUGAGGAAACUAUCUUAGAGGAACAGCCUGGCUGUGGAGACAUGACUGGUUUUGUAUGUUGUAAAGAUUCUGCAAAAGAGUCUGUGGGAUCUGCGGUUCAAGGCUCACGACUGAGCGGUUUGGUUAACAAAGUGAGUUGCAUUGUCCAAGAUGCUCGGCAUUUCCUUUGGCGCUCCUCCAUGGCACUCCGCCCGUUUGAAGAAAAAGGACAAAAGCCAUUUGUGGCCUACUGGUCGAAUCAUCUAAUUUCUCUUGCCAGGAAAAGCAAGGUCAUGUCUGUCAUUGACAGCCAAGUCUUCUCUCUGGUUAGAGACAGUUAUGUCUUUUCACGUUUUAAGGGUAGUCACAUUUAUUCAAUGACCAAAUAUCUUCCACUGAUGCAGAACAUCCAGAUGGACAUAAUGGGACAUCUUAGUGGCAGUGAAACUACUGUGAUUAUUCAUGACUACAACCGUCAAAACCCCCUACAACUCCCACUCCUGUCCCAGACAGAUGAAAUUAUUAAAGCCAAGAGCAUUCCAGAUAGCCUUCAUGAACUUACAGAAAAUGGCUUGCAAACAAAUAUGACAACUGAAAAUCUGUAUUUACUAGCAGAGGACAUGGAUGGCUGUUUAACACAGGAGGAGGCGAGUACUGAGAUUACUCAAGCACCCACAGAUUUAGAUCAAACAUUUGAGAGCUCUGUAAGUGGUCCAGAGCGUGAGGUCCAAAGAUUUUUUCUAAUGUCGAUCAAAUAUCCAGAUCCUCUUGUUAACCUACAAAAUCUCUCAUUAAGAGACCUGAGAACAUCUAUACAGUUAGUCCUAUCAAGCACACUGCUGGAUUCUCAUAAAAUUGUAGCGCUCUUCUGGCUUAAUGCAGCAAAAUGCAGCCAGCCUGAACCCUGUCCUGCUCUCCUGGUCCUCUCGGAGGUGGGACUUUAUACAUUGACCGCAGAAUCUGGGCUGCUGGUGGCGUUUCAUCAGCUCCCCUUCUUGCAGCUGAAGGAGUUGCAGGUAAGCCUUGCAGGCUACGGUUUGCGUUUGAUGGGCACGACCGAGGAAAGCAUCUUGGGUGUGUACACUCACAGCCAGCUACUUACCAAAGAGUUGUGCUCUGCCAUACUAGGCGUAAUAUAUCCUGGAGACAGCAGAGUCUCUCAGCACCCUGUAUUUAGUGGAGACUGGAGGCCACUUGGGACUGGAUUGUCAUUUGACACACAGGCUUGCGUACCUGACCUUCUGCUGGAUGCGGAUUUGCGAGUAUGCUGGCAAUUUCAGAAGAGUCUUGCAGAUCUUCUUUAUCUUCUACAUUGCAACAUGGAAGAAGAACUGGUCAUCAUCCUUGGAGAGGUGCAGCUCUUAAUGUACACAAGCGUGAAGGUUCAAAUUAGUCCCAGUAGUGACACUGAAGUUUUGGCCCAGCUUUUACUCACUGAUACCCACCUAGGUGUGGUGCAGGAGGAUGUUGUCUUUCACCCACCUCCACGUUCUGUCUCUGUAUGGCCCUGCCAUCCCCAGUUCCGCAACUUGAGCCUUCGUCAGCGCUCCGAUGUACGCUGUAUGCUGGUACAUGAUGAAGAUGAGUGCGGAGCUGUUGGACUGGAUCUAAUCCUUUCAAACGUGAGGGCCGGAGGUCACCCUGACAGUGUGACUAAAGUGGCUGCCCAUGCUUCUAAUUUAUCUCCACAUGCAGAGAUGUGGAAAUUAACUUUCCUUUGCUCCACUGAGGCCGCAUGCCUGAUUAAUCAUUUGUCAAGUGCCUGAUGAACAACUGACAGACAGUAAUGAGCUGCUCAGCUUGAAGACACACUAAGAAUUAGCAACCAGUGAAAAAACCCACCUGUGGCUAUGACUAUGACUGAUUUUGAUGUUUGAUUCAACUCUCCAUAAAAUUAAAAUUUUAAAUGACGCAAGUUUAACUUGUAAAAUUUUAAAAUGCUUGAAAAAUUGUUCUUUUCAAUUAGUUUUAAUCAUUACAAUUAUACCUAUCGUCUUUUACCAGAUACUGUCAUGACGAUUCUGUUCCAGUUUAUUUACUUUGUUAGGUUACAAUGAUUGCUAUUUAAGGAUUUUAGCCAUCUUGAAUAAAUAUUGUGAUUAAGUUAUGUAUACAAGUAUUUGUUAUUGAAUGUUUUAUUUAAAGUUAUGUUUGUGAAAUGAUGUAAAUAAAAGAUAGGUA
Molecule: messenger RNA, 4357 nt
Organism: Entelurus aequoreus (snake pipefish)
Lineage: Eukaryota; Metazoa; Chordata; Actinopteri; Syngnathiformes; Syngnathidae
Gene: kif16bb
Product: kinesin family member 16Bb
Exons: 18
Coding region: 1-3942 (1313 amino acids)
Biological process (GO): microtubule-based movement
Molecular function (GO): ATP binding; microtubule motor activity; microtubule binding
Source: RefSeq, a predicted model, not a curated record